AGAUUUACCAGUUUUUGCGAAUAAAUUGGCUUUUGUUUACUUUUUCAUGUUGCCGCUCAGGGAAGACAGAAUUUUACGAAUUUUAAUUUUAUUCCCAAGCUGUUUUAUUAUUUUCCACUGGCCGAGCGUUUGUGAAGCAGUUCUAGAAUGAAUCCUAUGACAAACAUUAAAAAUAUAGCCAAAUUAAGUGAAAUCGAGCUAAACAAAUCUUGGAGUUCAUCUUGGCACGACAAGUACAAGGACAGCGCUUGGAUUUUCAUUGGAGGUUUGCCUUUCACGCUCUCAGAAGGUGACAUCAUAGCGGUUUUUUCGCAGUAUGGAGAAGUUGCUUCAAUAAAUCUGGUCAGAGACAAAGAUACUGGCAAGAGUCGAGGGUUUUGUUUCCUUUGUUACGAAGACCAAAGGAGCACAGUGCUAGCUGUUGAUAACCUGAAUGGAAUCAAGAUUUUGAGCAGAACCAUUCGAGUUGACCAUGUUGAAGAAUAUAAGAUGGCCAAAAAGAGGAAAGACGGAGAGCCAAGUAAUGAUAACACACAAAUUCUCACAAAACCGAGUGUUGAGCCGUUAAUUCCUAAGAGGGUCGAAAUCAAGGAGGAAAAACCUGAGAAGAGUGAAAGGAAAAGGCACUCGAAGGACAAGAAGAGUAAGAAAGACAAGAAAAGCGACAAGGACAAGAAGAAAAAGAAAUCAAAGAAGCGAAAGAGAAGCCGUUCGUCAUCUUCCUUGUCUUCUUCAUCCGAUUCCAACUAAGCUAAACAUAGUUAAGGUAAAUUAUAGAGAAAUAUGAAACUUUGCACAAAAAUUCAAUUUGUAUUUUUAGUUUUUAUACCCAGAAAGUCAAAAAGCCAACAGUUAGGCACUUGAUCAAUAAAUUAGAAAAUUUUCAUUAUUAAAUUAUAUGAUAAAAGUUUAAUGGGUUAAUUUUAGACCACUCAAACUAUUAUGGAAAUUAAAAAAAUUGUACCUUUUUAGCUGUAUUGGCCCUUUAAACAAAAUAAGCCAAAUAAUUAUGGAACAAAUUUUUAAAUCAAACAAAUACCAAUAACAAUUUAAAUUUGUUCCGUGGCUGGUCAAAGUUAAAUAGAUUUGAUCACAUUAAACUUUUUUUCUAUUUUAUAAGGGUAAAAGCAACAACGCCUAAGCAAAAUAU
Molecule: messenger RNA, 1150 nt
Organism: Neocloeon triangulifer
Lineage: Eukaryota; Metazoa; Arthropoda; Insecta; Ephemeroptera; Baetidae
Product: RNA-binding motif protein, X-linked 2
Exons: 5
Coding region: 148-750 (200 amino acids)
Biological process (GO): mRNA splicing, via spliceosome
Cellular component (GO): U2 snRNP; catalytic step 2 spliceosome; precatalytic spliceosome
Molecular function (GO): RNA binding
Source: RefSeq, a predicted model, not a curated record